This is a messenger RNA of Tachysurus fulvidraco (yellow catfish), 807 nucleotides long. RefSeq lists its product as uncharacterized. The transcript is spliced from 5 exons. The record is from RefSeq and is a predicted model, not a curated record. Lineage: Eukaryota; Metazoa; Chordata; Actinopteri; Siluriformes; Bagridae. Gene Ontology annotation, biological process: response to bacterium. Bases 43 to 783 code for a protein of 246 amino acids.
GCAAGCCGCACUUUCUUACACACUGUGCUAAUCUUACACAAGAUGUCUGGUUUCUCCGGCUUCUUUUUAAUCUUCUGCACUAUACAUACAGUUGAACUUCGCUUGAAUUAUUCGGGUUCCAAUCCAAAGCGAGAAGUUUAUCAGCCUGACAGAGUUCUCUGUGUGAAUGUGGGGGACUCGGCUACUCUACACUGCUGUGUUUCUGGUGAAGAUGUUGGAGCAGUUAUCUGGUUUAAGCAACCAAACAGAAAACAUCCCCAGAUUGUAAGCAGAUGGUUUAAAACUGCUGAAAUCACAUUUUUCAAUGAAUUCCAAAAUCUUCGUUUUCAAGUACAAAUCUCUUCAAACUGCUCCAAUAUGACCAUUUCUAACAUCAUCCAGUCUGAUGAAGCCAUGUACUACUGUGCCAUCAUAAAACCAUUCAGCACGUUUGGACGUGGGACAUAUUUAAAAAUUAAAGGUGAUCAUGUUACUAUUGCAUCAGAAUCAGAAAUGAUCAGAUCUCUACAUCGGACAGUGAUCGGUUUGGGAUCGGCUUUGGGUUUGUGCGCACUUCUGAUUUUCUGUCUCACUUAUUUCAUACUGCGGAGAAGAAAAGGUGAUAAAACAAACGCUUCUGCUAUUGAAGAUUCUCCAAGAACGAGACAGGAAUCUGAAGUUGACGCGCUGAAUUACGCAGCUUUGGAAUUCUCUAAAGGGAUCGCAGUAAAAAGUCGGACACAAACUGACACAACAGGAGACCAAUGCGUUUACUCUACUGUGAAAAACAGCUCUAAUGUCUAAUGUGAAUUAUCUAACACGUUUCUA